Molecule: messenger RNA, 627 nt
Organism: Closterium sp. NIES-65
Lineage: Eukaryota; Viridiplantae; Streptophyta; Zygnematophyceae; Desmidiales; Closteriaceae
Source: the annotation of a GenBank genome assembly
AUGCCCGGAGUCGCGACUCGCUCCAACAUCGCCGCCUUUGCCGCCGCCGCCGCCGCCUCCGCCGCCUCCGCCGCCUCCUCCACCUCCGCCUCCUCCACUACCUCCGCCGCCUCCGCUACCUCCGCCGCCUCCGCUCCCUCCGCCACCUCCACCGCCUCCGCCGCCUCCACUGCUGCCGCCGCCGCCGCCACCCCCAGCACCACUCCCAUCACCACCCCCACUCCCUCUACCGCCUCCACCACCACCUCCACCGCCCCUUCCACCUCGUCCAGUGCCCUUGCCCCCCUUGCCCUUGCCGGUGAGAACGCUAGGCGAUCGGGCUGCUCGGCAGCUCGGCUGUCGGGCGACUCGGCUGCAGGGCGGCUCGGCUGCUGGGCGGCUCGGCUGCUGGGCGGCUCGGCUGCUGGUGCGGGGCGGCUCGGCUGUCGGGCGGCUCGGCUGCUGGGCGGCUCGGCUGCUUGGCGGCUCGGCUGUCGGGCGGCUCGGCUGCUGGGCGGCUCGGGAGGUCGGGCGGCUCAGGUGGCCGGCGGUUCGGCUGCUCGGCGUUGCGGGCGCUGGGAGGCGGGGUCGCAGGUGGCCGCGGGCCGCAAGGGUGGGCGGGGCCGUAGCGGGGCCGACGGGGCCUAA